AUGGGGUCUAGCCUUCAGACCGGCACACUGCAUCCGCAACUUACGGUCGGCCUACCGGGUCCGCUCACCUCGCUCCCCAAAGCAGCACGGGAACAGUGCCGCGCCUCGAUCCUGGUGCACCUACCGCCCAGCCUCUUCUACGACCCAUACACCUCCUACGCCAUCCGCCGCGAUCCACGUAUCGCAAACGUGCAAAUUCUCGGUCACACUGAGCUGGAACGACCUGUUGGAUGGAGCCUAUCCUCCCCGCCCCCUUCUUCGUCGGUGCGGACGUCGGCGGGUGCAAGGAGCUGGUGGGAGAGGGACUACGACAGCGACGAGGCGGGCGGGACGUUUCCGGACGACGAUGAAGGCCUGGCCGGGCUGGUCGGCGGACUGCUCAAGAACGAGGUCCAGCAGCGAGAGGGUAGGAGGGCGGAAGCGGCCGGGCUCGGCGCUCGGGGGAAUCGAGGAACGGGAAGGAUAGAGGACCUGAAACACGAACACACCACCGUCGUCUUGGACCUCGACACUUCCGCACUCGGCAGGGCCAGUGGAGGCGCGACGGAGACGAUCGAUGUGCCGCUCCACGUCCGAUACAUGCCGCCAUCCUCGACGACGUCGCCGAGCCUUGUCGUGGGACUCGAGAGGGUUGCGACCAGGAUGCUUUCACCGGCAGUCUCGAAGUGGCUCAACAGCGCCGUGGCGCACAUUCCAUGGCUCUCCUCAUCCGGCCCAGGCGUCGAUACCUCGGAGCGCAUCGAUUCAAGCAGGACGACGGUAAACGAGGAGGACGAAGGGCUGUACUACCGCCAAGCGCUGCAUCCGCCCGAGAUUGUCCUCGACUGUCCCGACCAAGUGGAUGCGCGAUCGCUGAAAGGGUGGUAUCCCGUCGCACCUGACCUUGAACUCGACCUCCCCAUCGGCGACACCCAGGUAGCGCCCUUCGUCCAGUUCUUUACCGUCCUCUGCGUCUUCCUCCUGUCCGGCUGGGUCCUCUCGUCCACGUUUCGGUACACCGACAAGGUCGACCGCCACGAGGCGCACCAAGCCAGCACACGCGAGAAGAGCGUGCUCGGAAAGCGUCAAUAA
Pseudozyma flocculosa PF-1 is the source of this 1071-nucleotide messenger RNA. RefSeq lists its product as uncharacterized. The record is from RefSeq and is a predicted model, not a curated record. The transcript has 2 exons. Bases 1 to 1071 code for a protein of 356 amino acids. Gene Ontology annotation, cellular component: endoplasmic reticulum membrane. Gene Ontology annotation, biological process: GPI anchor biosynthetic process. Lineage: Eukaryota; Fungi; Basidiomycota; Ustilaginomycetes; Ustilaginales; Ustilaginaceae.